Thalassophryne amazonica is the source of this 1778-nucleotide messenger RNA. RefSeq names its product iduronate 2-sulfatase (gene ids). Gene Ontology annotation, molecular function: iduronate-2-sulfatase activity. The transcript has 13 exons. The record is from RefSeq and is a predicted model, not a curated record. The coding region runs from base 61 to 1734 and encodes 557 amino acids. Lineage: Eukaryota; Metazoa; Chordata; Actinopteri; Batrachoidiformes; Batrachoididae.
CGGAAGUUGUUUAAGGCGCUCAGAGGUCAGCAGAAUUUGCUUUAGUUUGACUUCACAAAGAUGCGUUUAUUUGUCCUCAUGUGGUUUCAACUUCUACUUCUUCAGGCUGAAAAAAGUAGAGAGAGGAAAAAUGUUCUGUUCAUUAUGGUUGAUGAUCUACGGACAUCACUGGGCUGCUAUGGAGACCCUCUGGUAGUGUCACCAAACAUUGACCAACUGGCAUCCAAAAGCCAAGUUUUUCUCAAUGCCUAUGCACAGCAAGCAGUCUGUGCUCCCAGUCGUACAUCAAUGUUAACAAGUCGCAGACCAGACACAACCAGACUUUAUGAUUUCAACUCGUACUGGAGAGCCCAUGCUGGAAACUACACUACCCUGCCACAGUACUUUAAAUCUAAUGGGUACUUCACCAUGUCUUUGGGGAAGGUGUUUCAUCCAGGCAUAGCAUCUAACCACACUGAUGACUACCCCUUCAGCUGGUCUGUUCCUCCGUACCACCCUCCCUCCAACAAAUUUGAGAAAGAAAAGAUGUGUAGAGGAGAGGAUGGUAAACUGCACGCCAAUUUACUGUGUGCAGUGAACGUAACGGAGCAGCCUGGGGGAACCCUCCCAGACCUGGAGAGCACAGAGGAGGCAGUGAGGAUAUUGAAGAGCCGGACCCAUAAUGACACCCCCUUCUUCCUGGCUGUGGGUUUUCACAAACCACACAUACCUUUCAGGAUACCACAGGAGUACCUGAGCCUGUAUUCCAUAGAACAAAUGACUCUGGUGCCUGACCCAGAUGUUCCCAAACGUCUUCCACCUGUGGCUUACAACCCUUGGACUGAUGUGAGGAAGCGAGAUGAUGUCCAAAAACUGAAUAUUAGCUUUCCAUAUGGUCCUAUUCCAAAAGACUUCCAGCUGCUUAUCCGUCAACACUACUACUCUGCUGUGUCUUAUGUGGACACUCAGGUUGGACGGCUGCUCAGUGCUCUGGAUGAGCUCGGUCUGGCCAACAGCACUAUGGUGGUGUUCACAUCAGAUCAUGGUUGGUCUUUAGGUGAGCACGGUGAAUGGGCAAAAUACUCUAAUUUUGACGUUGCCACAGGCGUUCCUCUUAUCUUCUAUGUUCCUGGCAUCACCACCGAUGGCACUUGGCUGAGAGGGUCAACGUUCCCUUUUGUUGAUGCCUUAAGCAGGUCACAGCAGAGCUUCCAGAACGACAAAGUUAUCAGAAAUGUUGUAGAAUUAGUGGAUGUCUUUCCCACCGUGUCCCACUUAGCUGGUCUAAGAACACCCAGACAUUGUCCUGAAGUUUCUUUCCAGAAGGAGCUGUGCACAGAGGGAAAAAACCUGGCACACACAUUCUGGCAGAGAGAGACCCAAAGGCUGCAUGAAGCCAUAUCCUAUAGCCAGUACCCGAGACCUGCUGACACCCCACAGGAAAACUCUGACCUUCCUGACCUUAAGGACAUAAAAAUCAUGGGCUACUCCAUCCGCUCCUGGGACUACAGGUACACUCUCUGGCUGGGAUUCAACCCCAAAACAUUUCAGGUCAACAUGUCUGAUGUCCAUGCUGGAGAGCUGUACAUCUUAGAAGAUGACACCGGCCAGGACAACAAUGUCUACAAUGAGAGUGAGCACCAUGUGAUGAUGAGGAAGAUGGCCAGCCUUCCUCAUACUAUGUCUCUGCAGAAGAGACUGAGUCUGCAGCUCGUCUACUUCACAUCGGGGAUGAAAACGAGCAGGAAGGUGUGACGGUGAGACUGCGGCACAACAGAUGGACAGAUGGAGAUGAGUAG